UGGCGUCGUGUUCACCUGCGCCACAGGUGCGCGGUGGACAGAUCGGAGUGAGAUGGGGAAUUCAGACUCCAAACUGCACUUCAGAAAAGCGGUGAUUCAACUUACCACCAAAACACAGCCCGUAGAGGCCUCUGAUGAUGUGUUCUGGGACCAGUUCUGGACUGACGUCGACUUGACGGCGCAGGAUAUUUUUGCUCUAGUUCCUGCCGCUGAGAUCCGUGCUGUGAGAGAGGAAUCUCCGUCCAAUCUGGCAACCCUCUGUUUCAAGGCAGUGGAAAGGCUCGUGUUGAACGCAGACUCGGGCUGUGUGUGUGAGAGAGACAGACAGACCGUACUGAGCUGCACUCGUCUGUUGACUCGGAUUCUGCCGUACAUCUUUGAGGAUCCGGACUGGCGUGGUUUCUUCUGGUCCACCGUGCCAAAAGUGGGCAAGUCUGUUGAUGAAGGCGAUGACGAGUCCACCCGGCCGCUGGCGGAGUCUCUCCUCACAGCUGUAUCUGACCUGCUCUUCUGUCCAGACUUCACUGUCGAGAGCCACUGCAGGACCACUGCGGAUGGUGCUGCUGAUAUCCAGUCUAUAGACAGCUGUGAGUUGAUCUGGGAAGCUGGCGUUGGCUUUGCUCAGGCUCCGCCUCUCAAUCACACCUAUGAUUCCAACAGGGCAGAGUUAUUGAAGCUUUUAUUGACAUGUUUCUCAGAAGAAAUGUAUCAGUCUCCAUCUGACACGCACGCGCUCAACCCAUGGGUCUCGUUCUUUUGCUCUAGAGAAAACCGACAUGCGCUGCCGCUCUUCACCUCUCUUCUUAACGUGGUGUGUGCGUAUGACCCUGUCGGGUACGGUGUCCCGUACAAUCACCUGAUGUUCUCUGACCAGCGGGGGGCGCUAGCGGAGCUGGCCCUGCAGACUCUGAUCGUCUCACUGGAGCAAGAGCUUGUCGAUGGCACUAUCACAAACGCCAGCCUGAACCCGAGCUCGAACACUGACACCGGCUCUGCCGAUUACAACAAGAACACAACGACUGAAGGAUGCAAGGCAACAAGAGGAGAAAACCUGUUUGUAAACUACCUGUCUCGAAUUCAUAGAGAAGAGGAUUUUCAUUUAAUCUUGCGAGGAGUCGGCCGGCUGCUCAACAACCCCCUGAUGCAGACGUACCUGCCCCAUUCCUGCAAGAAGAUCCAGUUUGAUCAAGAGCUGCUGGUGCUUUUCUGGAAACUCUGUGACCUCAACAAGAAGUUCCUGUUCUACGUGUUGAAGAGCAGUGAUGUGCUGGAUAUUCUGGUGCCAAUUCUGUUCUAUCUGAAUGACGCUCGUGCCAAUCAGUCACGUGUCGGUCUGGUGCAUAUCGGCGUGUUCAUCUUGUUGCUGUUAAGCGGAGAGAGGAAUUUCGGGGUGCGUCUGAAUAAGCCGUACUGUGUGCGUGUGCCAAUGGAUAUUUCAGUGUUCGCUGGGACUCACGCCGACCUGCUGAUAGUGGUUUUCCAUAAGAUCAUCACCAGUGGCCAUCAGCGAUUGCAGCCCCUGUAUGAUUGUCUUCUCACUGUUAUAGUCAAUGUGUCUCCUUACCUGAAAAGUCUGUCUAUGGUAGCGGCCAACAAACUACUACACCUGCUGGAGGUUUUCUCCAACACCUGGUUCCUGUUCUUCUCACCUGCUAACCACCACCUGGUUUUCUUCUUGCUAGAAGUUUUUAACAACGUCAUUCAGUACCAGUUCGAUGGUAACUUUAACCUGGUGUACGGCAUCAUCCGCAAGCGCAACCUCUUCCACCAGCUGGCGAACCUGCCCACCGACGCCAGCUCAAUCCAGAAAGCUCUGCAGAGGAAGAGCAGGAGCAACAGCACCCAUAAUGCCGUCUUCAUGGAGACCAACAGCCCCUACAGCGCCACCUGCAGUGAGAAGCCAUAUAAAACCACACCGGUUCAAACGGGCACUCUGAACGCAAGCUUGAAGGCCAUACCACGCAUCGACAAACUAACAGAAGCGUCGCAGGUUUCUGAGGACGGAUCUACGCUGUUAAUGCAGAACAGUGACUCGCCUCUCAGCCAAUCAGAGCGCAGCUCUGAGACACGAGUCCCAGACGCUGAAGCGACUUCAGGUGAAGAUGACAAGAAUUCGUUAAGUGAGGAUGGUGAUCUGAAGAGUCAGAAAAGCGUGUCGUCGUCAUCAGACUGGACUCCUGCUCCGGACUGGGUCCUCUCCUGGAAGAGUAAACUUCCUCUGCAGACUAUAAUGAGACUCCUGCAGGUGCUGGUGCCUCAGGUGGAGAAAAUCUGCAUAGACAGAGGUUUGACGGAUGAGUCUGAGAUCCUGCAGUUCCUUCAGCACGGCACUCUGGUGGGUUUGCUGCCGGUUCCUCAUCCCAUCCUCAUCCGCAAGUACCAGGCCAACGAGGGCACGGCUCUGUGGUUCCGCACCUACAUGUGGGGCAUCAUCUACUUACGUAACGUGGAUCCUCCUGUUUGGUACGACACUGAUGUCAAGCUGUUUGAGAUCCAGAGAAUUUAACGACAUCAAGAGAAUCGACUCAACUGAAC
Rhinichthys klamathensis goyatoka is the source of this 2535-nucleotide messenger RNA. It is a transcript of the gene hid1b, whose product is annotated as HID1 domain containing b. Gene Ontology annotation, cellular component: Golgi trans cisterna; Golgi medial cisterna; membrane. The record is from RefSeq and is a predicted model, not a curated record. The transcript has 19 exons. The coding region runs from base 53 to 2506 and encodes 817 amino acids. NCBI's taxonomy places the organism in Eukaryota, Metazoa, Chordata, Actinopteri, Cypriniformes, Leuciscidae.